Molecule: messenger RNA, 454 nt
Organism: Tilletiaria anomala UBC 951
Lineage: Eukaryota; Fungi; Basidiomycota; Exobasidiomycetes; Georgefischeriales; Tilletiariaceae
Exons: 1
Coding region: 44-301 (85 amino acids)
Source: RefSeq, a predicted model, not a curated record
UGUGAGGCUUCUGCUUCCUGUUUCGGGCUCUGGCGCAACGGACAUGCCGGCCUCGCAAUCGGCAGUACUUGCCGCGGCUGCGGCCGGCAAGGCUACGUACGCGCAGAAGAGGCUGACGGCGAUCAGGCGCCCAAGGCUUCGGUCGAAGAAGCUCUUUGGAAAGGAUCCUUCAGCUGGCGCGAGCGUAGAUGCCUCAUCGACGACGUGGGCGCGUCGCUGUAUGGUGACAGCCUCCGGAGCAGGCGUCUGGCCUGCCACGAAACGAGGUUCUGCGCAGCAACACGAACUAGCAGACUGCUAGCUGGUCGCUAGCUUGGCGAUGGUGACGGCGAUGCUGGAAGAGCUUGACCGAGCGCGACCUAGCUAGGUGCAUGCAUGCAUGAACACACGUGAAUGCACACUCGAUUUGCUUGCGAGGAGAAUGUGGCGCUGGGGCAAUCUUUCUGGUGUAUGC